This is a messenger RNA of Penicillium malachiteum, 2922 nucleotides long. It is a transcript of the gene mph1, whose product is annotated as 3'-5' DNA helicase. Gene Ontology annotation, molecular function: ATP binding; four-way junction helicase activity; four-way junction DNA binding. Bases 1 to 2922 code for a protein of 973 amino acids. The transcript has 2 exons. NCBI's taxonomy places the organism in Eukaryota, Fungi, Ascomycota, Eurotiomycetes, Eurotiales, Aspergillaceae. The record is from RefSeq and is a predicted model, not a curated record. Gene Ontology annotation, biological process: replication fork reversal; interstrand cross-link repair; double-strand break repair via synthesis-dependent strand annealing.
AUGCGCUCGUCUGAGGACGAGUCAGACUACUUUGAUGAUGAUGAUGACUUUGUAGUCCCCGAUGAUGGCGAGGACCUACCUACCAGUCGUCCAGCAAAGCGGCCUCGUGUACGUCCACCCACUCGCCAUGAAAACCGAGAUGACGCCUCAUCCACGGACGCCUUCUCCGAUAUAGAAGACGACGCCUUCGACGAUGCUUCGACAAGCCACAACAGAGCAGUCGCACGACAAAAAUCCCGGAGCGUCGUUUUCAAGCAUAGCAAUAUGCAGGAGAAUAUGUUCGUUACACAAUUGACCCAGCCACAUUCCAGCCCUGACCGAAUACGUGGACCGAGAUGGAAGAAGCCAUCGCCUCCACCGAAUCGAAUUCCAACACCACAGGCUAGUGGUCCCGGAGAAGCAUCGGAUGGAUUUUCUGACGACUUUUCCGAUGACGAUGAGGCGCUCAGGGCCGCUUUGGCCGCCUCAAUGGAUUCCUAUGAAGUCGAGAAAGCUGCUCGCAGUCCGAUAAACCCCAAGGAUUCUAGACCCGCUGUUGAGAAACCUAAGACUCCGAAGGCUGCAACGAAUCCUGCUCAACAAAACACAUCAUGCCAAUUCGACGAUAUUCCAGACGACGCUUUUGACUCUUCGCCAUGCCUGUCACCAGUAGCACGCCCUGUACAAACCUCAUUUUCCACAAACGCUUCCCGGCAUCCAUCGUCUUUUCGACAGACCACACUCUAUGGGAUGGUUUCAACAAAUCCAAAUUUAUCACAGCAAAAUCAAGAUCCUGGACCGCCAGAAAAGAACGAGGCACCCACCCAUCAUAAAUUAAACCAAGAUGCCCUUGACACAUGGUGGUAUCCCACAAAUAUCGGCACCACACGAGACUACCAAUUCAACAUAGCUCAGAAGGGCCUGUUCCAUAAUCUACUGGUUGCUCUACCCACUGGUUUGGGUAAAACAUUCAUUGCAGCAACUGUCAUGUUGAACUGGUUUCGUUGGACACAAGAUGCACAAAUAAUUUUCGUAGCGCCGACAAAGCCGUUGGUAUCCCAACAGGUCUCGGCAUGUCUAGAUAUCGCGGGUAUUCCACGCUCUCAAAGCACUAUGCUCACCGGAGGUGCACCGCCGGGUGUUCGUGCUCAAGAGUGGCAAUCAAAACGGGUGUUUUUCAUGACACCUCAGACUUUGAUCAACGAUUUGAAGACUGGUAUCGCAGAUCCAAAGCGUAUUGUGCUUCUCGUCGUCGAUGAGGCUCAUCGAGCCACUGGAGGAUACGCUUACGUCGAGGUCGUCAAGUUUUUGCGACGAUUCAGCAACAGCUUCCGUGUCCUUGCAUUGACUGCCACUCCUGGGUCAACAGUGGAAGCAGUGCAGGGUGUCAUCGAUGGUUUGGAUAUUUCGCGAGUGGAAAUUCGCACCGAGAAUUCACUUGAUAUCCGCGACUACGUCCAUGCUCGCAACAUCGAAAUUGAGACAUUUGAGAACUCCGAAGAAAUGGUUUUCUGUUUAGACCUGAUUUCUGCGGCUUUGCAACCCCAAGUUGACCAACUUCGAACACUCAAUGCGUACUGGGGGAAAGAUCCCUUGAUGCUGACUGCCUUUGGUCUUACGAAAGCCAGACAACAAUGGAUGGGCUCUGAUGCCGGUCGAAAUGCCAGCUUCGGACUCAAGGGCAUGGUAAAUUCCAUUUUCACUGUUCUCGCGAGUCUGGCCCAUGGCAUUGAUUUAUUGAAAUACCAUGGCAUUGUCCCUUUCUAUCGUCAUUUAUUGCAUUUCAGGUCCAAUACAGAUGGACAGAAGGGCGGAAAAUACCAGAAGCAAAUUGUACAAAAUGAGAGUUUCAGGAAGCUUAUGGCGCACGUUGACCCAUGGUCUAAAAAUUCAGAGUUCAUUGGUCAUCCCAAACUGGAACACCUGAAGUCUGUGAUAUUAAAUCACUUCAUGGACGCCGGAGAGGGCAAGGAGAAUAGUUACAGUGGCCAUCCAGCUACACGAGUGAUGAUAUUUGUUCAUUUCCGAGACAGUGCAGAAGAGGUCACGCGAGUCUUGAAGCGCUAUGAGCCGAUGAUCCGACCACAUAUCUUCGUUGGACAAUCCAGGGGAACCUACAAUACAAUUGUCGCAACCUCCAUCGGUGAAGAAGGUCUAGAUAUUGGUGAAGUCGAUCUGAUUGUGUGUUACGACUCUUCUGCAUCGCCAAUUCGAAUGCUGCAGCGCAUGGGUCGAACUGGUCGCAAGCGCGCCGGAAACAUCACCUUACUUUUGAUGAAAGGCAAAGAAGAAGAUUCGUACACCAAAGCCAAGGACAACUACGAGAAGAUGCAAGAAAUGAUUGCAAGCGGUUCUCGAUUCACCUUCCAUGACGACCGAUCCGCCCGGAUUCUCCCCGCUGGCAUUCGACCUGUAGCCGAUAAACGAAUCAUCGAAAUCCCACAGGAGAACUCUCAGCAAGAACUACCAGAACCCAAGCGCAAGGGUCGCAUACCCAAGAGACCGCCAAAGAAAUUCCAUAUGCCCGACGACGUGGAAACAGGCUUUACUCGCGCCUCCACAUUGGCAGACGAUGGGUCACACAAAUCAAAGACCUCGAACACACCAAAGAAAAGAAAAUCAACAACGCCUAAGAAAAAAGCUCGAACACCUGAACCUGAACUUGCAAAAAUUCCAACCGAGCGGGAGAUGUCCAUCCCUCCAAAUGCGAUGAUUGAGUACCAGAAGGCCAUGGAAGAAAUUGGGGACACAACCACGCCCCGUUCUGGAUUUUGGCCUCGUCCAAAGAAGUCAAUUAGACAAUCUGUUCGACCUACAAAGUUUGUACCACAUAGUUCGUUGACUCACCGCAUCGGUGAGGUUGUACGCAAUAUGGACAGUAUAAGUCCUAAUCGCUACAGUCGUGAGCUUGACUUCCCGGAUGAUAUCGAUCGUUGCAUAUAA